This is a messenger RNA of Zea mays, 3908 nucleotides long. RefSeq names its product DNA polymerase I A, chloroplastic. The transcript is spliced from 12 exons. The record is from RefSeq and is a predicted model, not a curated record. Gene Ontology annotation, molecular function: DNA binding; DNA-directed DNA polymerase activity; 3'-5' exonuclease activity. NCBI's taxonomy places the organism in Eukaryota, Viridiplantae, Streptophyta, Magnoliopsida, Poales, Poaceae. Bases 322 to 3423 code for a protein of 1033 amino acids. Gene Ontology annotation, biological process: double-strand break repair; DNA-templated DNA replication.
ACGAGAGGCGGAGGAGGCACAAAUACGUUUCAGGAUUCCAGGAUUCCACCGUUGGCGCUGGCGUAAACCCUGCCUCUCCCUAUCCCCCAAGUCCGCGGCGCCCAGCUGCCCCUGCCUCCUCCUACCGCCGCCGUUUCGCUCCAUUCGCCUCCCGGAGGCCGCCGAAUGCCCGCGCCCAGCGCCACCCGCCCUCAAACCUAGACUAGACGUGUGCCUCGCCCGCGCCGUGCGGUCUGGUCCAAGACGGCGCCCUGCGGGCUCGGCUGCUGCGGCGGGGGAGCGAGGGGAGGGGGCGGGAGGCUGAGGCGGCUCGUGGGGUCCAUGGCAGUGGCCGGAUUGGCGCCCUCACCGGCGCCCGCGCUGCUCCGGAGGUUCCCGUGCUCUGCGCCUCCCUGGGCGCCCUCGCCCUUCCGCCCCCGCCGCCCCCGCCGCGGCCGCUCCAUGAUGUCGCCGUUCACUGGCGCCAGAAGGCAGGAGUACUCCCAUAGCUCAGUCCUUGGAAUUCAAGACAACCGAGCUCUUAAGCUUCCAGUAUGUGUCAACUUUAAUCUGCAAAACGGCGGCGCACAAGAAUGGGCUGACGAGAGCAGGAGGUUAUCAUUAAGCAAAGCCGGCAAUAGUAAUGGUUCCACUCAUCUAGGGUCUGGUAUUUUCCAUCAUGAACCCUUGGAAGAUUUCAAGAGCUCCAACCAAUCUCUAUUGCACAGUGUAAGACAAAGAAUGGCACCAAAUUCUCUUGCGAAUAGGCACGUCAACACGGAAUUGGCAAAGCAUCAUGCGAUUAAGCAUGCUGCAGUUGCUGUGUCAGCACUGACCAGUGUUGUUAAUGAUGACCUUAAAUCAGUGAAGAGGCCUAAGGAAUCUGAAGUGGAGGUUCAUUGGUCUAAUGGCCCCAAGUUUCAUUCUCAUAUUCCGAAAAUCUCUGAAGUUGAAACAAGCCUGCGAUUUGAUGAAAAUGCUACAGAUGGCUAUGCUAAAGAUGUGAAUGAAUGCUCACCUGAGGAGACAGUACAACCCUCUCGAACUAGAGCGCCCUCAUCCCAGGAGUCUCUAGAUGCACGGAAGGCACUCAGUACCAUAUAUGACAAAGUUCUGGUGGUUGACAAUGUCAUGUCAGCUAGGAGUGUUGUUCAACUGCUUACUACGAAGUACAGAAAUUAUAUUCAUGCAUGUGACACAGAGGUAGCUAAUAUUAAUGUUAAACAAGAGACACCAGUUGGCCAUGGAAAGGUCACAUGCUUUAGCAUUUACUCUGGCACUAAAGGUGCUGAGGCUGAUUUUGGAAAUGGCAAGACAUGCAUUUGGGUGGAUGUGCUAGAUGGUGGACCAGAUGUACUCAUGGAGUUUGUCCCAUUUUUUGAGGAUUCAUCAAUCAGGAAGGUUUGGCACAACUAUAGUUUUGAUAGUCAUGUUAUAGAGAACUAUGGAAUUAAAGUUGCUGGAUUUCAUGCUGAUACAAUGCAUCUUGCACGACUUUGGGAUUCUUCAAGAAGAACAGAUGGAGGAUAUUCUCUUGAGGGACUUACAAAUGAUCAUAGGGUCAUGGGUGUUGUUCCAAAGGAAUUACAAAAGAUUGGGAAGAGAUCAAUGAAAACCAUCUUUGGUCGGAAAAAAAUAAAGAAGGAUGGGUCAGAAGGGAAGAUUACUGCAAUUGAGCCUGUUGAAAUUUUACAAAGAGAAGACAGAGAAUUGUGGAUCUGCUAUUCUUCGUUAGAUUCCAUGAGUACCUUGAGGCUUUAUGAGAGCUUGAAAAGCAAGCUUGAAAGGAAGCCCUGGACUUUUGACGGUUACCCCAGACCCGGAGGUUCAUUGUACGAUUUCUACGAGGAGUAUUGGUGUCCUUUCGGUGCUAUUCUUGUAAAAAUGGAAACAGCUGGAAUGCUUGUUGACCGUGCUUACCUUUCAGAGAUUGAAAAGGUUGCUGUUGCACAGCGCGAAUCAGCUGCAGAUAAAUUUCGGAAGUGGGCAUCUAAGUAUUGCCCUGAUGCAAAAUACAUGAAUGUUAAUAGUGACACUCAGAUUCGACAACUCUUCUUCGGUGGUAUAGAGAACAUAUACAAAUCUGGUGAUUUUUUGCCGAAGAGUAAAGCUAUUAAAGUGCCUAACAAUGAAACUGCUGUUUCAGAAGGCAAGAAGGUUCCAAAGUAUCGCACAAUUGACCUUUUCAGCAUUGUGGAAGACCUGAAAACUGAUAUAUUUACUGCAAGUGGUUGGCCUUCAGUUAGUGGGGCUGCAUUGAGAAAUUUGGCUGGGAAGGUUCCAUCAGAUCUUGUUUACUCAACAGAUGAUGUAAAUGAUGAUGAAUGUGGUAUUCAUUCUGAAAUUUCCCAUUGUGAUCUAGAAGACACCUCUUCUUAUGGUACUGCAUAUGAUGCAUUUGGGGGAGGAAAGGAAGGAAAAGAAGCAUGCCAUGCCAUUGCAGCUUUGUGUGAGAUCUGUUCUAUUAACUCGUUAAUAUCCAACUUCAUUCUUCCUCUACAGGGAAAUCAUAUAUCAUGUAAGGAAGGGCGGAUUCACUGUUCCUUAAAUAUCAACACAGAGACAGGACGUUUAUCGGCAAGGGCACCAAAUUUACAGAACCAACCUGCACUUGAAAAGGAUAGGUAUAAAAUCCGCCAAGCUUUUGUUGCAGCUCCAGGGAACACUCUUAUUGUUGCUGAUUAUGGUCAGCUGGAACUCAGGAUCUUGGCGCAUCUUGCUGAUUGCAAAAGCAUGUUAGAUGCUUUUAAAGCUGGCGGCGACUUCCAUUCCAGGACAGCCAUGAACAUGUAUCAGCAUAUUCGUGAGGCUGUUGAAGAAGAGAAAGUAAUUCUUGAGUGGCAUCCUCAACCCGGUCAAGAGAAACCUCCUGUGCCGUUGUUGAAGGAUGCUUUUGGUGCUGAGAGGAGGAAAGCUAAGAUGCUAAAUUUCUCCAUUGCAUAUGGGAAAACGGCUCAUGGGCUUGCUCGUGAUUGGAAGGUUUCUGUUAAGGAAGCAAAAGAUACACUGAAACUCUGGUAUAGCGAUAGAAAGGAAGUUCUGGCUUGGCAAAUGAAGCAGAAACAGCUAGCACAUGAGAAGCGUGAAGUUUAUACUUUGCUUGGGCGAUCACGCCGUUUUCCAAAUAUGGCUCAUGCAACUUCUGGCCAAAGGGGUCACAUUGAGCGUGCUGCUAUCAAUGCUCCUGUACAGGGCAGUGCAGCUGAUGUUGCUAUGUGUGCAAUGCUUGAGAUAGACAGGAAUACUCGUCUUAAGGAGCUUGGUUGGACGCUACUCUUGCAGGUGCAUGAUGAAGUGAUACUGGAAGGGCCUUCAGAGUCUGCGGAGCUGGCCAAGUCCAUAGUUGUUGAGUGCAUGUCUAAGCCCUUCUAUGGCACCAAUAUCCUGAAGGUCGACCUUGCUGUUGAUGCCAAGUGUGCACAGAAUUGGUAUGCGGCCAAAUAGACCUGUUAAGUGUCCCAGAAGGGCGUCAAUUCCUUCGGUGAAACUCGGUGGAUUUUGAACUGGUAUCUGCUGGCUGCUGCUAGUAGCCUAGUGAGCUCAUCUCCACGUGGAUGCCAUGCACUGAUUAUUUCGCUGUUGAUCUGGACAGUGAGGGGUCAGCACUGAGCAGCGAAGGCACUGUACACUAUUCCGUAUUCCCUAUAGGUCGGGUAGCUUCACCUUCCACACUCCCUGUUAGGAUCUCUCGAUCAUUCAUGCCUGAUGUAGUUGGUCGUCCUGGAUAGCAGUGAAGACUAAGCAUGCCGUGUUCAUAAGAUUUAUUUAGCAUGCUGAUGUGUUGAGUUGCUGACCAGUUCUGCUGACGUCUAACACUGUUGCACGCACUGCAACAAUGUUUUGAUCACAAGAGAAUGUAGUUGAUUGUGAGCGUUCUUAAUCUCCUUAUUUCUGCUGUUGAACUGUGCGUCUUGUUAAUUGUAUCUUCU